Pestalotiopsis fici W106-1 is the source of this 882-nucleotide messenger RNA. RefSeq lists its product as uncharacterized. Gene Ontology annotation, molecular function: shikimate 3-dehydrogenase (NADP+) activity. Gene Ontology annotation, biological process: shikimate metabolic process; chorismate biosynthetic process. The record is from RefSeq and is a predicted model, not a curated record. Lineage: Eukaryota; Fungi; Ascomycota; Sordariomycetes; Amphisphaeriales; Sporocadaceae. Bases 1 to 882 code for a protein of 293 amino acids. Gene Ontology annotation, cellular component: cytoplasm. The transcript has a single exon.
AUGGGAAGUCUUUCGAAGAAAUACAGUCAAGACGAUCUCACUCCCGCAAGACGAAAUUUUCAUAUUUUUGGGAAUGGGAUAUCGUUCAGCAUCUCUCCGACCAUUCACAACACCGGAUUCAAACAUUAUGGCCUGCCACAUUUCUACGAUAUUCAAGAGAUUGAAAGCAUGGACGAUGCUGCCGGUUUUGUGAAUGCUCCUGAUUUCGGCGGAGCAAGCGUCACCAUGCCGCACAAGUUGGAGGCGCACAAAUUCUGUCAAGAGCAAACAGAAUCUGCUCGUUUGAUUGGGGCAAUAAACACACUCAUUGUUUCCGAGAACAGGGAUGGAACGCGCAAGAUCAUUGGCGACAACACUGAUUGGUCUGGUUUACACUCCAUCAUUACUUCACAUUAUCACGAGAUUGGCAGCGAUCCCCCAAGAGCUGGUCUGGUGAUCGGUGCGGGUGGCGCUGCACGAGCGGCACUAUAUGCAAUUCAUCGCUCUGGAAUCGAGCACAUUUAUCUCGUCAAUCGCACACUAUCUACGGCCGAGAAGGUCAGAGACGCCUUCAAAUCUUCCUUCGAGAUCACCGUGGUACCAGCUUUGCAGCAACUGCCUGAGAAACCAGGUGUUAUCAUUGGUACUGUCCCUGCUGAAACGACAAGCGAAAAGGAUUUCCAGAAUCUUUUCGCCGAUGAUGGGGGUCUCUGCAUCGAAAUGUCCUAUAAGCCACCACACACUCCACUGAUGGCUGUAGCGGAGCAACAUCCCGGCUGGCGCACCUUGAGUGGUGUUGACGUUUUGCUUGCGCAGGCGUUUGAUCAAUUUCGGUUAUGGACAGGACUUGAGCCGCCGACGGUCCAAAUGAUUGAGGCCGUAAAGCAACGCUCGGAGAAGUGA